This is a messenger RNA of Onychostoma macrolepis, 3007 nucleotides long. It is a transcript of the gene arsj, whose product is annotated as arylsulfatase family, member J. The record is from RefSeq and is a predicted model, not a curated record. The transcript is spliced from 2 exons. Bases 407 to 2113 code for a protein of 568 amino acids. NCBI's taxonomy places the organism in Eukaryota, Metazoa, Chordata, Actinopteri, Cypriniformes, Cyprinidae.
CCGCUGAUAACAACGUAUAAUAACGACGGAGUGAUGCUCAGAACUUACUGCGAACCGAGCUUUUGAUAGCCUAUACCUAGAUUCAGGUUUUUUUUAUUUUAUUUUAUUUUUUAUUUUUUUAAUUAUUACUAAUCUGUUAUACUUGGACAGUCAUUUUAACCAAAACAGAUGUUCUCGGCAUAACAGCAUUCAACACCAUACAAAUGUUGCAAUAUAUGGCUAUGUUCGUAAUAAAAGGGUCGGACAAAUUGCGAACCUAAUUUCCAAGCGCGUCUGUUUCCCCGGUCCGAGCGAUACCCCUCCUGGAACAUGACAUGCAGCGGUGUUAUUUUGCGCUGUGAAAAGAGAAAGACAGAGUUAUCCUCUGUUUUGGUUUUCAUUUUAACUGUAAAUUUAAUUAAAACCAAUGGUUUUAGGUGCAAUGCGCGGACGAAUGGGAAGAAGUACGUUACUUUUGACGCUUUUGACUACUUUUAGCGGCAUUGUCAACUCAACAUACGGAACAUGGAAGAACAGUUUUCAUUCGAAUCGUGUGAACAACGUGGAAAAGCCGUCAUCUCAGCCACACAUCAUCUUUAUUAUGGUCGAUGACCAAGGAUUUCGAGACGUCGGGUAUCAUGGGUCUGAAAUAAAGACCCCAACACUGGACAGACUCGCUGCAGCAGGAGUCAAACUGGAGAAUUACUAUGUGCAGCCUCUGUGUAGCCCCUCAAGGAGCCAACUGAUGACCGGCAGAUAUCAAAUCCACACUGGCCUUCAGCAUUCCAUCAUCCGACCCACUCAGCCGAAUUGCCUCCCUUUGGAGAACAUCACCCUUCCUCAGAAACUGAAGAACGCUGGGUACUCUACUCAUAUGGUGGGGAAGUGGCACCUUGGCUUCUAUAAGCGUGGCUGUAUGCCUACGCAGCGUGGCUUUGAUACCUUCUUUGGCUCUUUGUUGGGUAGUGGUGACUACUACAGCCAUUACAAAUGUGACAGCCCAGGAAUGUGUGGGUACGAUCUUCAUGAGGGGGAAGAAGCUGCCUGGGAGCAGGACCAUGGCAUCUAUUCCACCAUCAUGUAUACUCAAAAGGCAAUAAACAUCCUGGCAUCUCACAAUCCUAAACAGCCCAUCUUCCUUUACUUGGCCUACCAGGCUGUACACUCUCCCUUGCAGGUUCCUGCCCGCUACCUUGAACGCUAUAAAUCAAUCCCAAACUUGCAUCGCCGCAAGUAUGCUGCAAUGGUCAGCUGCUUGGAUGAGGCAGUACGCAAUCUAACUCUUGCUCUCAAGCAUUAUGGCUAUUAUGACAACAUGGUUAUGGUGUACUCCUCAGACAAUGGAGGUCAACCAAUGGCAGGAGGCAGCAACUGGCCACUAAGAGGCAGUAAGGGAACUUAUUGGGAAGGAGGAAUACGAGUGGUAGGGUUUGUACACAGCCCUUUACUGGUAAAAAAGGGAACUAGAAGCAGGGCUCUAAUCCAUAUUACUGAUUGGUACCCAACACUGGUGAUGCUUGGUGAAGGUACUCUAGAUGAAAACCAGAACCUUGAUGGUUAUGAUGUCUGGGAAGCCAUCAGUGAGGGACGUCCCUCACCUCGACUGGAUAUUCUCCACAACAUAGACCCUAUCUACACCAAAGCCAAGAACGGCUCUUGGAAAGCAGGCUAUGGAAUCUGGAACACGGCCAUCCAGGCAGCACUCCGUGUAGGUGACUGGAAGCUCCUGACUGGUGUGCCAGGAUAUAGUGACUGGAUUCCACCGCAGACUUUCUCCAAACUGCUGUUGGCUAAUCGUUGGCACAAUGAACGUGUGAACUGGGAUCGAGGCAAAUCUAUAUGGCUCUUCAACAUUACAGCUGAUCCAUAUGAACGAGUGGACCUUUCUCAACGAUACCCACAUGUGGUGAAGAAAAUGCUAUUCAGGCUUCUACGGUACAACAAGACAGCUGUGCCAUGCCGCUACCCUCCCAAAGACUAUCGCUCCAAUCCUCAGUAUAAUGGGGGGGUCUGGGGUCCCUGGUACACAAAUGAUGACGAAGAUGAGGAUGAUAACCUUCUCUCAUAUGAUUUUGAACAGAUGAAGAGUUGGAAGAAAGCGAAACGAAGAGGGAAAUUCAAAAGAAAGACCUGAGGUCUAUAGAAGUUUAUGCUGGCUCCCAUUUUGACUUUUGUGGUACCUUUUGUGGUGUGAACUCAGGGAUGACUGUAGUCUUUAACUUCCAGCACAGUCAUUUUCACUGAUGUAUAGAUUUACCUCCAAUUUCAAUUUCAAAUUAAAAGUCAGUAGUGUGUAAUUUAAAUAUUUUCUAUUCUAAUUCAAUGUGCAGAUAACUAUAGGCGAUUCAUUCAUAGAGUGUAAACACUGUGAGGCUUCAAAGAAUUGCUGCAAGUUUGGGUAAGGACAACUAGUGGCAGAUGAGAAAAGUGGAAAUCAUUGUUUUUGAAACUCUGGUCCUACUAAAAGCACAAAAAUGACAUGCCUUCAAUGAAAAAAAAAAAAAAGCAUGAUGAGGAAGGAAACCACUUGAAUUACUACUGUAAGUCUUACAGCAAAAAACCUUUUGGGUUGCAUAAGAAAGUUAAAUGAAAUUGGUGCUAUGUUAUUGGCAAAAAUUUGAAUUCUGUUACUGUAUAUGUAUUGUUUUAUUUGAUGUAUUGCCUGGUCUGGCACCAGUGAAACUUGAAUGUAAGAUCAAUACAUCUUUUUCUUAUUCUCCUCUUUUCUCUUAAUUUUGGUGUGUAUUACAUUUCAAGUAUAAUUAUGCUUAACUUGCUUAACAUACUACUAAUACUUUAGUAUGUACUGUUUUAUAAUACAUACUGUAUUCACCCAUUUCUAAGUACACAUGCUAAAAUACAUGCAAGCAGUCAUUAUUUUCCUCUUCCAGUAGUUUGAAAAAAUGAAGAAUUUAUGUCAUUUGAAUGACUGUAAGCCAAUACUAAACUUUUUUCUGCAAAAUUGAUUGUCCUCAGCAGGGAUUUUAGAUUUGGUCUGACAAUUUUGGAAUACAAUAAUGGAAUGAAU